AUGAAUGGCCAAAGACAUCUUCCGGGUAUGCCAGCACCGCCAUACCCAGGACCUCCUAUUAACUCUAACGGAGUCUUCGUAUCUCCACCAGUCAUCCAAAACAUUCAACAACCUUUUUUCCAACAACAGCCACAGGUUGUUCAACCUGUGAACAAUAUCGUGAUGGUGGGUCAGCCGCCAACCGAUAAAUCUGGCCAGACGUUUUGUCCCUACUGCCAAAGGAUUGUUGUCAGUAGAGUCGAGUACAGAGAUGGCGUGAAGGCUUGGACAGUCUGUGUCAUACUGGGAGCGCUACUCCUCUGGCCGUUCUGUCUCAUCCCUUUCUGCUGCAUCUCCUGCAAGGAUGUGGAGCACUACUGUCCCAGCUGUAAACGCAUCCUGCACAUCUAUAAGCGUGACAUGUGAAACAGCACUGCAGUGUCAACUCAACAAAGGGUAGAGAAGUCAACCUGACUAAAGCAACAUGUGGACAGGAGACAAACCCCUCUAUGCAAAGACACCAGACGUCACAUGAACUCUGUGCUCACUUCCUACUCUGUAAAUAGUUGUAAAUAGAAGAUUAUACAAGACUUGUUAUUUUUUUGUUUUACUUGACCUGAGCGAUGUUGCAAUAUAAUACACCAAAGUUUAGCUGUUG
Molecule: messenger RNA, 637 nt
Organism: Centropristis striata (black sea bass)
Lineage: Eukaryota; Metazoa; Chordata; Actinopteri; Perciformes; Serranidae
Product: lipopolysaccharide-induced tumor necrosis factor-alpha factor homolog
Exons: 4
Coding region: 1-405 (134 amino acids)
Molecular function (GO): zinc ion binding
Source: RefSeq, a predicted model, not a curated record